Sclerotinia borealis F-4128 is the source of this 1401-nucleotide messenger RNA. The record is from the annotation of a GenBank genome assembly. NCBI's taxonomy places the organism in Eukaryota, Fungi, Ascomycota, Leotiomycetes, Helotiales, Sclerotiniaceae.
AUGGACAAUAACGCUGAUUGGUCUACCGAUUCCAAUGAUGCCAUUUACAUAUCUCUUGUCACUCCAAGUGCAGGAGGUACAACUUCACUCCACACCUUUAACCCGAAGUUCACCUAUCCCAUAUUCGGUGAGGAGGAAUCGAUAUUUGGAUACCAGGGUUUGCGAAUCAACUUGAAAUAUAAUGCCUGUGAUAUGCGACCCGGUGUACAGAUUACCUACAACAAGAAAUUCAAAGCAGUGGGUGAUAUAGAACCAACGAAUUUGAAGGCAGUGCUGGAACCAUUUCUACCGAAGACUGCUUUCGAGAAAUCAAGCGUUUUCGAUGUAAAUAUUUCAACCAUCACAGCAGAUUGGCAUCCACCAGGAGAACUCUUUCGCGAAAUCGAAGUUGGUGGAGAAACCUUUGAGAUAUGGAAAGGCAAUCUCUCAGAUCUCAACCCGCGCGCAGCAACAUUUUUCGAGAAAACUUCACCAUACGUAUUCAUGGGCUUUGGUACCGUGUAUCGCUAUUACAUGUACACGCCCUCAACUCCACCACAAUCCCCCAAUGGCGAUAAGGUAGCUCCUGAAUUUACCCUGCCUGUUGAUGGAGUUUCCUUCAACACUCUUCCAUGUCGUUCAAGGAUAUCGCAAUUUAUCAUUCUUCCCCCUUUCCAAAGUGGAGGCAAGGGUUCCUUAUUCUACAAUGCCAUAUUCGACUACUUGUAUGAUGACCCGCAUACAAGAGAGAUCACAGUGGAAGACCCAAAUGAAGCAUUUGACGACUUAAGAGACAUCAACGAUCUAGUUCGUUUACGUAAAGACGAACGAUUCCUCCAACUAAAACUCAACUCAAGUUUUAAAAUCAACCCUAAAGGCCCGGCACCUGCGACGCUUUUUGACACUAAAGAAUAUGAAGAUUUGCGAAUUCAGAUGAAAAUUUCCCCACGACAAUUCGCCCGCGUCCACGAAAUGUAUCUCCUAUCCAUAAUUCCUCAGUCCGUCAAAGCAGCCCCCCUUCAUGACACAGAAGAAGUAUCUAGAAAAUCUCUACCGCCCCCCGGGAAAGAAGAUGAACACAUAUAUCACCUGUGGCAACUCCUGGUUAAACAACGUCUAUAUCGUCAUAACAAAGAUGCAUUGGCGCAAUUGGAUCGUGGAGAUAGGAUCGAUAAAUUAAAUGAGACUUUAAUGGGUGUAGAAGCUGAUUAUGGGAGGUUAAUUGAGGCGGUUAACGAAAGAUGUGAGAAGGAAAAUCCAAGCACUAUUGGAAAGUGGAAAGGAAAGAGCGCCAUGAAUGGAAAAGGCAAGAGAGCAGUUAGUGAAGAGGAAAAUGAUGAUGGUGAUGUUGAAGACGAUGAAGAAGACGAAGAAGAAGAAAACGAUGAACCGUUGGCCAAAAGGUUAAAGUUUACCUCUUAA